CCCCCAGUAGCUUAUCGUCUUCGUUCGUAAUUGAACCGACCAUGUGCUCUCCUGCCUCCGCACCACCGCUAGCUUGUAUUCCUUCUCGUAAAAAUUGCCCAAGGUAUUUCCCUUUGGAGAACGCCGGUUGGAGCGCUAUCCACCUACGGGCGUAGAUGAGAUCGACCGCAAUCCGGUGUGUUUCGAGCGCUUCAGCUGUCUCCUCCCUUCGCGAGCGGGGGCCGGUCUCCGGCUCUCCUCACGACUCGAGGCCAGUAGAAUCCGUUAAGCUAGCCCGCGCCCGACGCUGUGAUGCCAGAAUCUGCGUCCGAUAUACGGCUCCAGUUGGAGUCCAACAGGCGUUGAGCACCGCCAAUAAGUAGCCCUUGGAGCUCAGACUCCGCAUUCAUGUUGGUGAUAGAAGACUUCGUGUGCGGCAAACUCCUCUCAUAGGUAAAGCCCCGAGAAGCACACACGCUCUUGCAAUAUACCUAGGUACCUACACGGACAUAAUAUACUCUCUUGUGUUAUUUAGGCCUAGCCAAGAGCAAAAGCACGGAAGCCGACCGAGAUGAAGUUCCGUGAUGGCAUGUGGCAAGUGAAGGAGGGGUUGCGCGUCGAGUACGCCGAGGAGGUUCACGAGAUCGCGCAGACGGAGAAGGGUCUGAGCUUGCUGUGCCCCACGAGGAAGAUCUCGAGCCGCGGGGACACCCUCAACAUCUCUACCCUAACUAUUGACAUAGAGGCGCCCUGCGAUGGCAUCAUAUCCGUCGAGACGACGCACUGGCGCGGCGCCGCAAACAAGGGCCCUCACUUCGAGCUGUUCCCGGGCCGGCAGCCGAAGUACGAGCCCAAGGUCGCGAGGAGCGACAAGGGCACGACCGUGAGCUCCGGCUCGCUCUCGGCCACCGUCGACGCGGGCGAGCACGCCUUUGGCGUCCGGUUCCACAGCACGGACGGGUCGAGGGUGCUGACGUCGCUGGCGCCGCACAGCGUCGGCCUCGCGUACGACCCGGCGCCGACGAACCAGAUGGAGACGGGCGACCUGCGCCGGUUCCGGCACUACGUCUUCACGCAGACGAACCUGGGCGUCGGCGAGUCCGUGCACGGGCUGGGCGAGCGCUUCGGCGCCUUCAACAAGGUCGGGCAGUCGGUGUCGCUGUGGAACGCCGACGGCGGCACGUCGAGCGAGCAGGCCUACAAGAACGUCUCCUUCUGGCUCAGCUCGCGCGGCUACGGCGUCUUCGCCGACACCUCCGCCCGCGUCGAGUACGAGGUCGGCAGCGAGCGCUGCUGCCGCGUCCAGACCAGCGUCGAGGGCCAGCGCCUCAAGUGGUACAUCAUCUACGGCCCGACGCCCAAGGAGGUCCUCUACCGCUACUCCGUCCUCACCGGCCGCCCUAACACCGUGCCCAGCUGGAGCUACGGCCUCUGGCUCACCACGAGUUUCACGACCAACUACGACGAGGAGACCGUCAGCUCCUUCCUCGAGGGCAUGAAGGAGCGCGACACGCAGGUGGACGUCUUCCACUACGACUGCUUCUGGAUGAAGGGUUUCCGAUGGACCGACUUCGUCUUCGACUCGGAGAAGUUCCCCGACCCCAAGGGGCAGAUCGCGCGCCUCAAGUCCUCCGGUCUCGUCAACAAGAUCUGCGUGUGGAUCAACCCUUACAUCGCGCAGCACGGCGCCGUGUUCGACGAGGCCGCCGCCAAGGGCUACCUCGUCAAGCGCAAGAACGGCGACGUCUGGCAGUGGGACAUGUGGCAGGCCGGCAUGGGGCUCGUCGACUUCACGAACCCCGCCGCCGUCAAGUGGUACACCGAGUGCCUCAACGGGCUCUUCGACAAGGGCGUCGAUUGUCUCAAGACCGACUUCGGCGAGAGAAUCCCGACGUUGGACGUCGAGUGGUUCGACAAGACGGUUGACCCGCACAAGAUGCACAAUUACUACGCCUUCCUCUACAACAAAGUCGUGUACGAGGCGCUGCAGCAGCGGUACGGCGAAACCGCGGCCGUGCUUUUCGCGCGGUCUGCCUGCGCCGGCACGCAGCGCUUCCCGCUCGUCUGGGGUGGCGACUCCGAGUCGACGCCCGAGGCCAUGGCCGAGUCGGUCCGCGGUGGCCUCGGCCUCGGCCUCUGCGGCUACGCCUUCUGGUCCUGUGAUAUCGGCGGCUUCGAGGGCCUCCCCACACCCUGGAUCUACAAGCGCUGGGUCGCCCUCGGCCUCCUCUGCUCCCACAGCCGCCUCCACGGCUCCUCCUCCUACCGCGUCCCCUGGAUCAUCGACGGCGACGACCGCUCUGACCAGGGCUGCUCCCGCACCCUCGCCCGCUGGACCGCCCUCAAGACCCGCCUCAUGCCUUACCUGCUCGCCCAGGGUGCCAGUGCCGCCGCCCGUGGUCUCCCCCUCUCCCUGCGCGCCACCUGCCUCGAGUUCCCCGAAGACCCGACCGCCUGGUUCCUCGACCGCCAGUUCUUCGUCGGCGACUCCCUGCUUGCCGCCCCUAUCUUCGACGAGUCCGGUGAGGUCGAGUUCUACCUUCCGCGCGGUACUUGGUCCUGUUUCUUCACCAACAGCACCCGUACUGGCCCUGGGUGGUUCCGUGAGCGCCACGGUUUCGGCAGCCUGCCCCUUUACGUACGCGAGAACACUCUCCUUGUCCUCGGCAAGCCGGGCAUCCGCGGCGCUGUCUACGACUACACCGCCGAUGUCGAGGUCUGCCUGUACCAAGCCCGAGAAGGCGCGAGCGUCGGGCUCCUUGAUGCUGAGGGGAAGGCAUUGGGUGCGUUGAGACUCGGGGCCGGUGACGAGCUAGAGGGCAAAGAGAUCCUCAAAGGGUCGUGGACAAUAAGUGGUAGUGGCCGCCAGAUUGAUGAUGAGUCGUAUUCCAAGACCAUCAAGUGGCUUUCAUGAGCCAAGUGCUUGAGAGAAGUUAGGUAGCUCAGAGUGCUAAGACUUGUUUCUAUCCCGAUGGCCGGGAGAGAGUAAGGGGGAAACAAACAUCAAGAUCCCAAAGAUUACCACUAUAAAACAAGAA
This is a messenger RNA of Durotheca rogersii, 3017 nucleotides long. RefSeq names its product glycoside hydrolase family 31 protein. Gene Ontology annotation, molecular function: hydrolase activity, hydrolyzing O-glycosyl compounds; carbohydrate binding. Gene Ontology annotation, biological process: carbohydrate metabolic process. The record is from RefSeq and is a predicted model, not a curated record. Bases 551 to 2893 code for a protein of 780 amino acids. NCBI's taxonomy places the organism in Eukaryota, Fungi, Ascomycota, Sordariomycetes, Xylariales, Xylariaceae. The transcript is spliced from 4 exons.